Oncorhynchus keta (chum salmon) is the source of this 875-nucleotide messenger RNA. RefSeq names its product apolipoprotein C-II. The record is from RefSeq and is a predicted model, not a curated record. Gene Ontology annotation, molecular function: enzyme activator activity. Gene Ontology annotation, cellular component: chylomicron. The transcript has 4 exons. Bases 118 to 456 code for a protein of 112 amino acids. Gene Ontology annotation, biological process: lipid transport; lipid metabolic process. NCBI's taxonomy places the organism in Eukaryota, Metazoa, Chordata, Actinopteri, Salmoniformes, Salmonidae.
AACGACAAGUCAACACAUCCCCACUCAUAUAUAUACAGGCUAGGUCACCGCUGCCUCUCAGCCUGCUAUUCAUUCCUGUCACCCAGUACGGAGAGAAGAAACAAUCUGAGUGACAUCAUGAACAAGCUUCUGGUCAUCACUGUGCUCGUCACUCUUCUGGGCCUCAGUGCUCAGGGCCUCCGUCUGCCUAGGCAAGCUGAGGAGGGUACGCCUGAGGAACCGGUCGCAGAUGUUGCUGAGGCUGAUGGAAAGCAGGGAACCCUGGAAAGGCUGACCAGCGCCGUCAAGGGCUACUACGACACGUCCAUCAGCACCGCCUCUAGCUGGCUGGACAGCAUCGAUGGCCUGAAGCUGAAGGAGAAGGCCGCGAAUGCCCUCAGUGACACCACCGUGGCGGCGAUGACUUACGCUGGCAUCCUGCAGGACCAGGUCUACCACAUCUUUUACCAACCGUAAAGACCCUUCCUUGUUUCCCUCUGUGUCCCCAACGUCCUCAAAAUGCUUUUUUUGUUUUGUGAGGAGUUUCGCAGCUGUGGGCCCCUACUCUCUCAUCCUGGAGCCUCUGAUCAGCUUCACCAGACCUCCAACCCUCGGUGACGUCCCCCUGGAGUCUGUGUAGAUGGAAAUACAGUAUUAUUUUAUGUCAACCUUUUACGUUUCAGUCAUUUAGCUCUUAUCCAGAGCGACUUACAAUCAGUGCAUUCAUCUUAAGAUAGCUAGGUGGGACAACCACAUAUCACAGUCGUAGGAAGUACAUUUAUUUCUACAAUAAAGUAGCUAUCAGCAAAGUCAGUGAAAGUAGGAAAAUACUUUUUUAAAAUGUUUUUUUAAUGUCAACGUAUCUUGAAAUAAAAACAUGCAUUUGUAGAAAACCA